AUGACUCUGACGCGAUCGUCAAAAGAUGAAAACCCAGGUUUUCACUGGGCUUUCGGUCUGAACCGUCUAAGUCUGAAGAUAAUCGGCAUCUGGCCAAAUGAAGAAGAUGAAGACCAGGCACCAAAAACCGUGUGGAAAAAAUUGAUCGCGCUGAGCGUCCCGUUGAUGGUAGCCGGUCUGAUACUCGGCAUAAUCGUGCCGCAACUUUACGCUCUCAAUCUCGUCUGGCAAGACUUCUCCCUGGUGAUCGACAAUUUGACGACGGUUUGCAUCGCCGCUACCUCGACCAUCAAGCUCUUUCUACUUUGGAACUCUCGAAAACUCUUCGAGCCGAUCCUGCAGCUGGCCUCGGACCACUGGCGGCGCGGCGCUCAACGCGACUCGUCUCGAGUCGUGAUGCUCCGCCAAGCCCGACGCGCCAAGCUCUUCACCAUGAGCGGCUACGCCAUCAUGGGCGUCUGCUUCGUCGGCUUCAUGUUCACGCCCUUCCUGGGCCUGAGCGUGCGCAUCGUCAACAACGUCACCGACGAUCUCGCCAGCGGCUCUUUUCUGCCCUUCCAGACCUACUAUCCGUUCGAGUUUCACGAGACGCCCGUCUACGAGGUGGUUUACGCGUCGCAGGUGCUGACGGCGAGUUUCGCCGGUAUCGGCUUCUCGGUGCCCGACAACUUUUUCGGCGCCCUGGCCUUUCACGCCUGCGCCCAGUGCCAGCUGUUGAGCCGGAUGAUUCGGGAGUUGCCCGUCGUCACGAUGGCCGGUGAUAAAGGAGGCGAGUUCUGUGGACGAUUGGCGGCCUUCGUCGAGCAUCACCUUCUCGUGAUUAGAUUCGUGAAUUUGGUAGAAAAAGCCUUCAAUAUGAUCAUACUCGUGCAGACUGUCAGCUUGACACUGAUCAUUUGCUUUCUAAUAUUCGGUAGUAUCAACUCGCUCGAGUCCGACGACAAUGGUGCAGCCAUCGUGCAGAUAUUCACCCUCAGCGGAACCGCUCUCAAUCUCAUGAUUCACAUGUUCAUCUACUGCAUAGCCAGUGAGCUUCUGGCCGAAUACAGCGAGGGAAUCGCCGAUGCCGUCUACAGCUACGAUUGGCAUCUGCUGCCUUCGAGCUAUUCUCGACAAUUGGUGAUAAUAAUGAUCAGGACGGAAUUUCCGCUGAGAUUUACCGCGGGAAAAUUUUUCUACCUCUCGCUCAACGCUUAUCUCAAUAUUAUCAAAAGCUCGGCAGGGUACAUUUCGGUACUGUUGGCUGUUCAAGGCGGUUAA
Molecule: messenger RNA, 1260 nt
Organism: Trichogramma pretiosum
Lineage: Eukaryota; Metazoa; Arthropoda; Insecta; Hymenoptera; Trichogrammatidae
Product: odorant receptor 22c-like
Exons: 7
Coding region: 1-1260 (419 amino acids)
Biological process (GO): sensory perception of smell; detection of chemical stimulus involved in sensory perception of smell
Cellular component (GO): plasma membrane
Molecular function (GO): olfactory receptor activity; odorant binding
Source: RefSeq, a predicted model, not a curated record